Messenger RNA from Macadamia integrifolia, 1403 nucleotides. RefSeq names its product galactose mutarotase-like. The transcript is spliced from 5 exons. The coding region runs from base 129 to 1253 and encodes 374 amino acids. Gene Ontology annotation, molecular function: carbohydrate binding; aldose 1-epimerase activity. NCBI's taxonomy places the organism in Eukaryota, Viridiplantae, Streptophyta, Magnoliopsida, Proteales, Proteaceae. The record is from RefSeq and is a predicted model, not a curated record. Gene Ontology annotation, biological process: beta-D-galactose catabolic process via UDP-galactose, Leloir pathway; glucose metabolic process.
UAAUUAUCUAUUGGUGGGUGCGUAUAUAUGUAUAUAUAUCGUUUGCAAGCCACUGAGAGCCCCAUUGUAACCUCUCGGGUCCUUUUCUUCACUUCUCUCCACUUUUUUUCUUCCAAUAGAUCCCAAAAAUGGCUAGGAUUUCUGUGAUUCUCUGUUUUGUUUGUGUUGCCUUCUUAUCGAUUAUAUUAUCCGCAGCUUCCCAUAAGGAUGUGGCUUCAGAUCAUUCUGAACAUUCAAAAAAGAAAGAGAGUGUUGGGUUUUAUGAGAUUAAGAAGGGCGAUUUCUCCAUCAAGUUCACUAACUGGGGUGCCUCCAUUGUGUCUGUCAUUUUACCUGAUAAACAUGGGAAGUUAGAUGAUAUUGUUCUUGGUUAUGAUAAGAUCUCAACAUACAAGAAUGAUACAACAUACUUUGGUGCCACAGUAGGAAGGGUUGCUAAUAGGAUUGGAGGGGCCAAAUUUACCAUUGAUGGAAAAACCUAUAAACUAUCUGCAAAUGAAGGGAAAAACACUCUUCAUGGUGGUGUCAGAGGAUUUAGUGAUGUUAUUUGGAAGGUAAGCAAGCAUGUACCAGAUGGUCAAGCCCCUUACAUCACAUUCAGCUAUCACAGUCAUGAUGGUGAACAAGGUUUUCCUGGUGAUGUGAAGGUGAGGGUAACAUAUAUGAUCCUUGGGGGAAGCAAGUUAAAUGUGAUCAUGAAAGCCAAAGCUGUUGAUAAGGCCACCCCUAUCAAUUUGGCUCAGCACGCCUACUGGAAUCUUGGUGGGCAUAACAGUGGUGAUAUCUUAUCCAACACAAUACAGAUCUUUGGUUCCCACAUUACUCCCGUUGACAAGGAACUCAUCCCAACCGGCAAGAUUGAGGCGGUGAAGGGGACACCAUAUGAUUUAACUGAACCCACUGUUAUUGGAAGCAAGAUCCAUAAGCUCACUGGUGGAGGAUAUGAUAUCAAUUAUGCACUAGAUGGGAAGGAGACUGCAGGGUCUCUGAAGAAGGCUGCCAUUGUUCAUGAUAGCAAAUCAGGAAGAGUUAUGGAGCUGUGGACUAAUCAGCCUGGGCUGCAGUUUUACACUUCAAAUAUGGUCAAGAAUGUGAAAGGGAAAGAUGGAGCAGUGUAUAACCAGUAUGCAGCAAUGUGUUUGGAGACUCAAGGGUUUCCUGAUUCUGUGAAUCACCCCAAUUUCCCUUCACAGAUUGUGUAUCCUGGGAAGUCAUACAAGCAUUUCAUGAUUUUCAAGUUCUCAACAAAAUAGGAUAUAUAAUAGAUGAUGAAUAAGAUAGUACUUCUGAGAAACAAUGUGGAACCCUUUUGUGUGUGUAUGAGAGGGUAGCUAAUAAGAGGAUAUGUAAAGCCAUUGGUGGUAGUUAUUUCAUUUCAAUGAAAUUUGUUUAUUUUUUAAAAA